Myotis davidii is the source of this 728-nucleotide messenger RNA. RefSeq names its product calcium and integrin binding family member 3 (gene CIB3). The record is from RefSeq and is a predicted model, not a curated record. Gene Ontology annotation, molecular function: calcium ion binding. The transcript has 6 exons. Bases 69 to 632 code for a protein of 187 amino acids. NCBI's taxonomy places the organism in Eukaryota, Metazoa, Chordata, Mammalia, Chiroptera, Vespertilionidae.
CCUGGCAACUGGGUGGCAUUGAGGAGACUGGGGGUUUCUGGAGCCUGUUCUUGGCGGUGGCCUUCACCAUGGGCAACAAGCAAACAGUCUUCACCCAUGAGCAGUUGGAAGAAUAUCAGGACUGCACCUUCUUCACAAGGAAGGAAAUCAUGAGGCUCUUCUAUCGCUACCAGGACCUGGCCCCCCAGCUCGUCCCCCUCGACUACACCAGCUGCCCUGACGUGAAGGUGCCGUACGAGCUCAUCGGCACCAUGCCUGAGCUGAAGGACAACCCGUUCCGCCUGAGAAUUGCCCAGGUCUUCUCCGAGGAUGGGGACGGCCACAUGACCUUGAACAACUUCCUGGACAUGUUUUCUGUGAUGAGUGAAAUGGCUCCCCGUGACCUCAAGGCCUACUAUGCUUUCAAAAUCUAUGACUUCAACAACGAUGACUACAUCUGUAUGUGGGACCUGGAGCAGACGGUGACCAAGCUGACGCGGGGCGAGCUGAGCGCCGAGGAGGUGAGCCUGGUGUGCGAGAAGGUGCUGGAUGAGGCCGAUGGGGACCACGAUGGGCGGCUGUCCCUGGAAGACUUCCAAAACAUGAUCCUGCGGGCGCCCGACUUCCUCAGCACCUUCCACAUCCGCAUCUGAGGACCACGGAGGAGGAGCCGGGCCAGAGGAGGGCAGGGUGACCCUCAUCCCACUGUAGAAUCUGGGCUCUGAGAAUAAACACAUCACUGAGUCACA